Ochotona princeps (American pika) is the source of this 771-nucleotide messenger RNA. RefSeq lists its product as uncharacterized. Lineage: Eukaryota; Metazoa; Chordata; Mammalia; Lagomorpha; Ochotonidae. The record is from RefSeq and is a predicted model, not a curated record. The transcript has 4 exons. Bases 1 to 771 code for a protein of 256 amino acids.
AUGGCAUUGAGUCAGCCAGGAAGCCACACCCAUCGCAUCUCAGGCUGUCAGGUGGAGUAUGACGCUUCGGAAUUUUUCUGGGAACCUGAGAAAAUCACAACUCAGUCCGUUACACCUCUUGCACUGUGUAUGUUUGUGCACAGGGCCUGCUCUCUUAGCUUCCACAGGAGGGCGCUCAAGAAAUGGGCAGAGCAGAGGCGGACUUCUCCCAGCACUGAGUCAGAUGGGUGCAUUCUAAGAGGCACCCCGUUCUUUACUGCUCCUUGCUGUGACUUCAGCCAGGACAUUCACGCAACACACUUGCCUGGACCAAUCCUGUUUAUGAGAGGACAUUCUGCUCUGGUGGUUACUUCAUUCGGUUCGUUCAAAGGCCUAAGAGACCAAGGCAUGCUGUGGCUUGCAGUCGCACUUGUAGCUCUGCUACCUGCUGACAGUCAAAUAUCUCCAAACCCCAAAGAAACAAUGACAGUGGUUAUCAGGUCAGCUGGGUCAUCCGCUGUAAUCUCUUGUGGGAUUUCUAAACAAAACGAUUUCAUGCACUGGUACCGGUACCAGGAGGGAGAGGCCCCACAACGCCUUCUCUACUAUCGGUUCUCUAGUUCCUCUGUUGUAACAGAUCCUGGAAUCAGUCUAACAAAAUACCAUGCUUAUAAAGGACCACAGGAGAGCAGUAACAUCUUACUACGUAAUCUGGAAGAAAGUGAUUGUGGAGUGUAUUACUGUGCCACCUGGGCUGGCACAGUGGUUCAGCCCUGCCCAAAGCCACACUGA